This is a messenger RNA of Pygocentrus nattereri (red-bellied piranha), 2769 nucleotides long. It is a transcript of the gene atf6, whose product is annotated as activating transcription factor 6. Gene Ontology annotation, cellular component: nucleus. The record is from RefSeq and is a predicted model, not a curated record. Bases 175 to 2178 code for a protein of 667 amino acids. Lineage: Eukaryota; Metazoa; Chordata; Actinopteri; Characiformes; Serrasalmidae. Gene Ontology annotation, biological process: regulation of transcription by RNA polymerase II; endoplasmic reticulum unfolded protein response. The transcript is spliced from 16 exons. Gene Ontology annotation, molecular function: RNA polymerase II cis-regulatory region sequence-specific DNA binding; DNA-binding transcription factor activity, RNA polymerase II-specific.
GAGCCUCUUCGGCAGCCGUAGAUUUACGGUAAAGCAAGACGUGUAACUACGUAAGAGCUCUGUAGUGUUUUCCUAGCUGAACACGGGACGUGUUUUGAGCAGCGCUGAGAUGUUUUGAAUCGACAUUUGCUUCAUAUUUUAGUUUGUAAGCGUCACUAAUGCAUCCGAGAAAGAAUGUCUGCGGAUUUACUGUUAGACGUCGAGGCUCCGAUGAGCCUCAUUUAUACAGCGAUGGAGAAGAAGGAGCCGGAGGAGGAGAUGUCUGACCUCUCCAUCGACCAGGACGGAGAGUGGGAUAUCAGUUUGUUUGAUGAACUGGGUGACCUGGGCGAUGCUGAAGAGCUGCUGCGAGCUCUUGAGGCCACUGGCUAUAGCAACAGUGCAGCUGAUCUGAACUUCGAUGUCGAUCUCUCAGUCUGGAAUUCGGAUGGCUGGGCCGACGCCAGCAGCGUAUGCACAGAUGGAGAAGCGUCAACAGACUCUCUCUCUCCAAGCCACACAAUCAGUUCAGUGUCUUCACCUGCGUCAGUGGAGGCCCACUCACCAUAUUCUCUACAGAAUGAAGCUCUAUCUCCACUCUCCCCCGAGUCUCAGCCCUCUCCACUCUCUGUCUGCUCAGACUCCAGUGGCUUUGUUGAACUUCCCCCUGAGAAAAAGCCAUGCAAGAAGACCAGUCAGACUCAAAGAGCUAAGCCUGCCCAGCCAGCAAAGAGGCCCAUUCAUCUGAGCCCCAAAUUUUCCAUCCAGCCCAAACCAGUCAUCACUGCAGUGCCGAUUCCACAGGCUACAGCUCCACUUCAGGCCAAAACCAUCAUCAUCCAGCCCCUUCAGACCACCAUACUGCCAAUGGUCAAACCCCCACCUGUGACCAUUCAGCCAGCGCCUCCUACAGGUCGUCCCAUCUUACUGUCUCAGCCCACCCAGGUGCUGCAGCUCCAGACCCCCCAGGCUGUGUCUGCGCGGACGCUCACUACCCCCACAGUGGCGCAAGAGAGACCCACUAACCUCUCCACCCCUCUCGUGCCUCCACCUGUCGUUACCAUCCCUUUCCAGAAUGCCGCGUCAGACGACGAUUGCAGCUUUUCGCGGCGGCAGCAGCGGAUGAUUAAGAACAGAGAGUCUGCAUCUCUUUCGCGGAAGAAGAAGAAAGAGUACCUGCUGACGCUGGAGGCCCGUCUGAAGGUGGCGCUGUCUGAGAAUGAGAAGCUGAAAAGCGAGAAUGGCGUGCUGAAGAGGCAGCUUGACGGCUUGAUGAGUGAGAACACUGUAUUAAAGGCUACUGCUCCAAAGAGGCGGGCGGUGUGUCUCAUGGUGGUCUUGGUUUUCCUGUUCAUCAACAUCAGCCCACUGAGUCUGUUUGAUGGAGGUACAGGUUCCAGGUUUGAAACAAGCCCUAGUCCAAAUAACAGGCGUCUGCUGGGCUUCUCGUCAGAGAGCGACAGUGGUGCAGGGGGCAGCAUGCCUGACUCUGAGCCCCCUCAUACUACAAACAGACGGGAGCACUUUGACUCAGUGUCAGAGGAGAAAGCUCUGAUGGUGGUCAAAAGGGAGGCUCUCUUCUUCAGACCUCCACCCCCCUGCCAGCCGACAGUCAACAGGACCAAGUGCAUGAAGAUGGCCAGCGAGCUGAAGGGCUGGGUUCACCGCCAUGAGACAGAGCGGACCAAGAGCACCAGCACCAGCACCAGGAAUCCCAGAAGCAGAACCAUCCCGAAAACGGGCAGCAAGAAAGUGGAGGUGGCGCAGAUUGCGACUGUCCAGUAUUCAGACUCUAAUGAAAAACGUCCAGGCAACGAGCUGCAAGUAUACUACGCCCCUCGCCGCGCUUACAGCGACUUCUUUGAUGAGAUCAACCGACGGGGAGACACCUUCUAUGUGGUCUCUUUCCGCAGGGAUCACCUUCUUCUUCCUGCCACCCACCACAACAAAGGAAGCAGGCCCAAGAUGACCGUGGUGCUGCCAGCGAUGAACAUCAAUGAGAGUGUGAUCGAGGACCGAGAGUUUGAGGUGAUGAUGCAAAUUGACUGUGAGGUUAUGGACACAAGGAUCCUGCACAUCAAGUCCUCCAGUAUCCCACCAGUCUUGCGGGUUAAUGAAACCGAGACCGGCUCUUUCUACCGCUCAGCACCUACCAACAACCAAGCAAAACCUCCUGUUGUUCUCAUGGGUUCUGCUUAACUAAAGCAGGAUAUAGUUGCCAAAACUGUGAUCAAUGCAACAGAGUUUUACUUCUGAUUAACCCACUUUUACACUGUUAAACCAUUUUUGUUGGGUAAAUUUGUAUCUCUAUUCUGCUGGAUAGAACAGUUGUCUUAAAUGAAGGAAGUGCUAUUAAAUAAGCCUCGAUUUUUCAGUGGUCAAGACCAGUGUUGUCAGCAAAAGGCUGGAGUAGUUGCAUUUUUUUUAUUCCAACAAAGUAGCAUCAUGCCUGGUCAGUUGUUUGAAGACUGAAAAUAAUCUAUGAAGCAAAUAAAAUCAGAUCGCAUGGGUUAAAAUGAAUCCUAGCAGCCAUACCAGCCUUUUGCGAGUAAGAUUAGACCCCCUGGUGUAGACAAACUACAUUCUUUUUCAGCUUAUAUUUUCAUCACUGGUGAAGGGAGGGAGCCCCCCCAGCCUCUCUGUACGUGGCCAAGUACAGUAGAGAGAAUCUGGGCCCCAAAACCAGUAAUUGGUGAAUAACCACAGGGGACCUAGGACUGAACCUUGAGGUACCCCUUUGUAAGACACAUGCUACAGCUGCACCAUUAAACUCAUCAUACAUCCAGGUUA